Molecule: messenger RNA, 784 nt
Organism: Aureococcus anophagefferens
Lineage: Eukaryota; Pelagophyceae; Pelagomonadales; Pelagomonadaceae
Gene: LHC35
Product: putative plastid light harvesting protein isoform 35
Exons: 2
Coding region: 12-620 (202 amino acids)
Biological process (GO): photosynthesis, light harvesting in photosystem I; response to light stimulus
Cellular component (GO): membrane
Source: RefSeq, a predicted model, not a curated record
AUCAAUCAACGAUGUUCAAGCUUAUCGUCGCCCUCUGCGCCUCGAGCGCCGUCGCGUUCCAGUCGGCCAUGCCGGCGGCCCGCGCCACGUCCUCGCUCAAGGCCGUCGAGGAGUUCGAGAUCGGCGUGCAGCCCCCGGCGGGCUUCUUCGACCCGCUCAACUACUGCGAGGACCAGCCCGAGUCCUUCGUGCGCCGCCGCGCCGUCGAGCGCAAGCACGGCCGCGUGACCAUGGUCGCGUUCGUCGGCAUCCUCGUCCACAACGCGAACAUCGAGUUCCCCGGCUACCUCUCCAAGUCCCAGGGCCUCAAGUUUUCCGACAUCCCCAACGGCAUCUACGGCCUCUCCAAGGUCCCCUCCGCGGGCCUCCUCCAGAUCCUCCUCUUCUUCGGCCUCGUCGAGCUCGCGUGGUGGCCCGCGUCCAACUACUCCGGCGACUACGGCGUCGGCUUCUUCGGCGCCAAGUACGAGGGCGAGGAGAAGCUCCAGAAGCUCAACGCCGAGAUGGCCAACGGCCGCCUCGCCAUGCUCGGCGUCGCCGGCGCGAUGCUCGCCGAGGGCCAGACCGGCGAGACGCUCUCCGAGCAGCUCCUCGCGCUCAACUUCAACCCCUUCGCCUAAGCGGCGACGGCGGUGCGGUCGGCGCGGUCGGCGGCGGCGCGGCCACGACGGCGCGGCGGCCGCGCGCGCGCGGCGGCCGCGACGCGCGCGCGGGCGGCGCGGAGUAAGAGCGCGUCCCGACGGAAGGUCGGCGAUUAGCCAGUGCGAUAAUGCUCCUCAACGGC